GCGCAACCACCUACACACGUAUUAUGUCAAGACUAGGAGAGCCGUCAAGAGCUGUUCGUUAUCCCGAGAAAGUCGCGACUGGGGCUCGGGAAGCCGACCCGGACAGCAGUACAGCGACAGUCUUAUCAGCUGAGUUGACUACUAUCAACUCCCAGCUUAUGUCCCAUGGAUGGGCCAAGAGACCACUGAACCUUGAUGCCUUGAGCCAAAAAGAUUAUAAUGAAGUGGUCGCGGUCUUGUUUGAACUCAUGGGUGCCAGUGUUAGUAACCUGAAUAUGUUGGAAACCCUUAAUGGCCGCCAUCGUACCCUUGAAUAUGAAUAUGAACGGCUGCAAAAGACCACCAACAGUCUCAAGACGUCCAAUGCUAGGCUUGAAUCGGAGGUUGCUGGGUGGAAAUCAAAAUGCGCCGACAUAGAAAAGAGGCUAGUCUUGGAGGAGAUAAAGACGAAAGAACUUAGAGAAGAGAAUUCUCGAGGUCGAAAGGCCUUAGAGACUGUGCGAGUAGCUGCUACACAUGAAACCAAGAAGGUUCAAAUGAGUCUGGACAAGGCCCAUGCUCAACUGGCAAAGAUAGGAAAUGAUCCUACCAUUGCUAACAAACCUCAGGGGCUUGUAUUACUAAAUCCUAUACCUGCUGGAAGGAUACAACCGGUUGCUGCUUCCCAGUCCCCAUUACUUGAGCAAACACUUAGAGACCUUAGCGACAUUAGAGCAAGCUUACAAGAGGAGACAGAGGCAUUCCGACAUGUUGUUGUGUCUACUGGUAAUGCUUUGAGAGAAGCGUUGGCAGCAUCGUGUGGUCAAGAGCCCCCCAUUCGACUUCUCCAGUCACAGUUCUUCAGUCCCUUGAACAGCUCAACAGCUCGCACUCUCGGCUCUAGUAUUGCGCAAUCCGCCUCAUCCAUGUCACAUCCUUCCAUCGCCAGUGCCAGAUUGCAAAGCCUAAUCGAGCAAAUCCGCAACCGGAUAACGGAGGGCGUGCCGCAGUAUACUGCCAAUGGUGAACACCUCACCAAGCAACCUACGCCUGAAGAAAUUGAGGAGCAGAAGCGGGUAGAGCGUGAAAAGGAGAAGAUACAGAGGGACCUAGAGGACAGGAUCAAAGAUCUCGAGGUCGAACUUAACUGUGCAAAGAGAAAGGAAGAAGAAGCGAGCAAGGUUGUGGCCGAUUAUGCAAAGAAGCAAGUGCAGCGAGAGCUCAACGUACAUGACAGUAAGGAGGAUAUGGACAUGGAGAUACAAAAGCAAGCGCUGGAUAAGGAGAGAAAGAGAUAUGCGGAAGAAGCAGUCAAGCUUAGACAGGAACGACAAGAGCUUGAACUGGAACGUCAAGCCUUCCUUGAAGAAAAGCGUAGAGCGGAGGAAGAAGCAGCUAAAGCCCCCAAAAUCGCGCCCUCUACUGCCAUUAUAGCUGAGCCUACUUUAAACCAUGAAAUGGAAGCCGAAGAACCCAUUCCUGCCUCUCCAAGCAUCACAUGGCAUCAGCACCGUCCCCACUCUCCCUCCCCUCUUUCACCACAACACCCUAAAAUCCGAACCCCUAGAGCUCAUGUGGCAGGAGGUAAACGCAAAACCGCAAAGACGCCUCUAUCUCGAUUAGUCUUGGAGAAAGCCGUAAGGCAGAAGGGAAGAGAACUGGGAGUGGGUGGGUUGCUGAUGAAAGAAAAGGACCUAAUGAGCGGUAGUGUAUUGGGUGUUGAAAGAGGCAGGAAGACAAACGUGGGACCCUCGAAUAGGUCGCCGAGAAAAGGGAAAGAGCGGGCGGUUGACGGAAUGAGAGGUUCGGCUAUGCGAAAUUCUACAUUCGGCAAUAACCAUUCGUCGUCAGGGAGUGAGGCGUCCUCUGUAUCUGGGAGCAAGGGUGUCACUCCAGCCCUAAAACCACUUAUCAGCAACAAAGUUGCUGGCAAUGUUGAGAGGCCAGAAAUGGCAGUUUUGACUAUGCGUACAAGCAUAGGGACGACUGCAGCUUCGCAAAGAAAGGCUAUGGAGUCAAAUUCAACAGGGGCUAAAACGACGAUGGUGAAAAAGGCUGCUUGGAGAUGAAGAACUACUACGUUGAGGGGUGAUGUCUGACGAUCGAUGAGCUUGGAUGAUAUAAUCUGUACUUAAUAAAUAGUGAUGGAUGUCCUUUGGCCUAAUGAAUAGCGUGUUAGAG
This is a messenger RNA of Cryptococcus deneoformans JEC21, 2160 nucleotides long. RefSeq lists its product as hypothetical. NCBI's taxonomy places the organism in Eukaryota, Fungi, Basidiomycota, Tremellomycetes, Tremellales, Cryptococcaceae. The transcript has 8 exons. The record is from RefSeq and is a predicted model, not a curated record. The coding region runs from base 24 to 2048 and encodes 674 amino acids.